Molecule: messenger RNA, 2203 nt
Organism: Papaver somniferum (opium poppy)
Lineage: Eukaryota; Viridiplantae; Streptophyta; Magnoliopsida; Ranunculales; Papaveraceae
Product: beta-glucosidase 18-like
Exons: 1
Coding region: 102-1712 (536 amino acids)
Biological process (GO): carbohydrate metabolic process
Molecular function (GO): beta-glucosidase activity
Source: RefSeq, a predicted model, not a curated record
UCACACCAGGUAUAUUAUUCUGUGGGUCAUCUUCUUCUUCAAUCAAAACCCAAUAAAAGAAAACUAAUCAGUAAACGAAUCAAAAAGAUAAGUUGUCGGCCAUGGAAGAUUUCUCAAAACGAUUUUUUAAUGGUUUCUUAGUUCUACUUACUCUCUGUUUCUCCUCUUCACCAUUGUUGGUGUUAAGUGAUCAUGUGGCUACAGUUAUAAAUGAUCAAUCUUUUACUAAUUUCUCAACCAAUUUCCUCUUUGGCACUGCCUCCUCUUCUUAUCAAAUCGAAGGUGCUUUUAGGAGUGAUGGGAAGGGCUUAGACAAUUGGGAUGUUUUUACCCAUAAAUCAGGUAAAAUCAUUGACGGAAGUAACGGAGAUAUCAGCGUUGAUCAUUAUAAUCGUUAUCUGGAAGAUAUAGAGCUGAUGGAUUCUCUUGGUGUAAAUAGUUACCGCUUCUCAAUUUCAUGGGCGCGAGUUCUACCUAGAGGGCGAUUUGGAGCUGUAAAUCCCAGUGGCAUUCAAUUCUAUAACAAUUUAAUUGACGCUCUCUUGCUGAAAGGAAUUGAACCGUUCGUCACGUUGUUUCACUACGACAUUCCUCAAGAACUUGAAGACAGAUACGGAAGCUGGUUGAGUCCUCAGAUACAGGAAGAUUUUCGUUAUUAUGCGGACGUUUGUUUUGAAGCGUUUGGAGAUCGCGUCAAGUAUUGGGGCACAUUCAACGAGCCAAACGUCGUCGCUAUCCGAAGUUACCGUACCGGGAUUUACCCACCAUGUCGCUGCUCCGGAAUAUUUGGCAGAUGUGCAUUUGGUGACUCGGAGACUGAACCUUUCAUUGCCGCUCACAACAUUAUCCUAUCUCAUGCUUCUGCCGUUCAACUAUACAGAAACAAAUACCAGGAAGAACAAAAAGGUAGCAUUGGGAUUGUAAUGAACAGUAUAUGGUUUGAACCCCUUAGUGAUUCUUUGGCAGACAAGCUAGCUGCCGAGAGAGCCCGAUGUUUCUAUUUGAAUUGGUUCUUGGAUCCCAUUAUGCAUGGAAGGUAUCCUACAGAAAUGCAAGAUGUACUAGGAUUCAGUUUGCCGUUGUUUUCGGAAAACGAAAAGAAGAAACUACAAAGUGGUUCAGACUUCAUUGGUCUAAACCAUUACACCAGUCUCUAUGUCGGAGACUGUAUGUUCUCUUCUUGCCCAGAUGGGAAGGGAGCUUCUAGGACAGAAGGCUUUGCCCAUCUAACCGGUGAAAAGGACGGUGUUCCCAUUGGAGAACCGACUGCAAUGGAUUUAUACUAUGUUCAUCCCCCAGGAAUGGAGAAAAUGGUUACGUAUGUAAAGGAGAGAUACAAUAAUACGCCCAUGUUUAUUGCAGAAAAUGGUUACGGUGAGAUCAACAAUGGUGGUGCCAACAUUGAAGACUCCUUGAACGAUACCGAGAGAGUGAACUUCAUGAGCAGCUACUUGGAUUCCCUGGCAAACGCAAUCAGGAAAGGAGCCGAUGUCAGAGGAUACUUCGCGUGGUCUUUGCUUGACAACUUCGAGUGGGUAUUGGGAUAUACUCGACGAUUUGGCAUUUUCUAUGUGGAUUUUACAACACUGAAGAGAACUCCAAAGCUAUCUGCAACUUGGUAUAGAAAUUUCAUAGCGAAAAACAAGGUGACCACCAAAAAUACUUUGAUGGCGAGAAAUGAUCAGCAAAAUUCCCAAAAGUAUGCAAUGUGAUAAUACUUUUUCUUUUUUGAUUGGAAGAGAGAAAAUUUAUUAGAGUAAGGAGGAAUUUACAGAAAGUCCACCGGAGGUAUAAAAAAGAAGCAAAAAUACUAUCAGCCAAUAAAAACAUUAUCCCAGUUAAGCACAUCAUUAGAGAAGUUUAAAUACACCAUAAUGCCCACAGCCCCCGACCAAGCACGUGCUUCCUGUAAUUUCCUUCGAAGAUACCAUAAUUCCUCUCCUUCCAAAGAGUCUAAAUGACAGCAACAAUGAUGAAAUCCAAUUACAACUUGGGCGCGAAUGCUUUUUACCAGCAUUGUCACAUGGUAGAUAAUUUACAACUUGUUUUGUGAUUAGCAUUUUAUUUUUGGGGCAUUGUCAUGUGGAAACUAAUUUACAACUUAUUUUGUAAUUAGCAUUUCUGUUUGUUUUUUUUUUUGGGUUGGGCUUGGGAUUUUAUAUGCAGAGCUUUUAGCAUAUGCCAUAUGUGCCCAUAUGAACAA